Messenger RNA from Cladophialophora bantiana CBS 173.52, 1026 nucleotides. RefSeq lists its product as uncharacterized. The transcript has a single exon. Gene Ontology annotation, cellular component: endoplasmic reticulum membrane. The record is from RefSeq and is a predicted model, not a curated record. NCBI's taxonomy places the organism in Eukaryota, Fungi, Ascomycota, Eurotiomycetes, Chaetothyriales, Herpotrichiellaceae. Gene Ontology annotation, biological process: regulation of store-operated calcium entry. Bases 1 to 1026 code for a protein of 341 amino acids.
AUGACAACUGUAGCAAAGAUCAAGCUUCUUCUCCUCUUAACCCUUCUCCUAGCAGGCACAGCACUCUCAGCACGGAAAACCAACCCAAAGAAGGUCCCCAAGAAUGCCGUCUUGCUUUCCAAGGUUUCUGCCAUCACCGUCCGCGCCGGCAAACAAACCACCUCCCGUCGAGUCUCCCCAGUGCCUCAAUUACAAUGCGUGGGACCCGCGAGAAUAUGCAAGCUAUACAAGAUCGAUGUCAUGAGAUGCACCAAUGAGGGUUCUGACUAUGAUGAAAGCAAUGUCCAGUGGAGCUGCAAAGCUUCCCUGCCUGAAGAAUUUAAGCUCGGAAGCACUGAAGUGACGUGUGAAGGCUACGAGAGCAGCGAAGACCCAUAUGUUCUUUCCGGCAGUUGUGGUGUUGAGUACAUGCUUCUGUUGACAGAAAAGGGAGAAGAAAAGUAUGGUUCUGGCAGCUUCUUUGACUUUCGUGGCUCUCGCGGCAGUGAGAACACGGGAGAGAAAUACGCAGGCUACUUAUUCAUGGCGUUGUUUGGUCUGGUCCUGUUUAUCAUCUUGCGCGGGCUCUUCAAUGCCUGGCGCAGUGAAACACCGCGAAGAAGACCGCGAGGAGGCGGUGGCUUUGGCGGCUUUGGCGGCGGUGGGGACGACAAUGAUCCUCCACCUCCGUAUGAUCCACGGCCUCCUCCACGACCAAAAAAGGCCACCUGGUUAUCGGGCUCAGGUUCGAGAUCGGGAAAUACAGGUGCUGGGUAUCAGAACCAGGGGUGGCGGCCCGGGUUCUGGACUGGUACCGCUGCUGGAGCUGCUGCAGGGUACUUAGCUGGGAGGGGUGCGCGUACACAGCCCGACCCGCCGCAAACCAGGCCGGCGACCGGUGGAUGGUUUGGAGGCGGUGGAGGAGGGGUUUAUGGCGCGGCACCCAGACCAGGGCCAUCGUCGUCCAGGACUACCAGUUCGUCGAGCUCGAGUUAUUCGAGCACGAGACAUGAAAGCACUGGGUUUGGAGGCACGAGCCGGCGGUAA